GAUCGGUUUGGGUUGAUGGGUUUAUUACAGAUCAUUAAGCACGCCGAUCCGGAUUAUUCGAUGCUUACACUCGGAAAAGAUUUGACGCAUUUGGGACUCGAUUUAGGAUCAUCGGAGGCAUUGUAUCCAAGUUUUAUGACACCUUGGUCAGAUUCAAAACAAGUUGGUUCACAAUCAGUUGAACCGGAUUUCAAUUUACCUGCCUGUUAUCAUGUACAACCACAAGCAGUCCAAGGAAAAUUACCACAUUUUCAUGAGGAAACUUUAUUCUUUAUCUUUUAUUCACAACCUAGAGAUUUGAUGCAAGAAUUGGCAGCACUUGAAUUAUAUAAAAAGAAUUGGAGGUAUCAUAAAGAAUUACAACUUUGGUUAACGAAAGAGUCUGGAACUGGACCCAUGGAAAAAACACCACAUUAUGAAAGAGGAUUUUAUGUAUUUUUUGAUCCGAUUAUUUGGAAACGAGUUACAAAAGAAUUCGUUUUACAAUAUGAUCAAUUGGAGGCUAAACCUGCUUUAGCAACUAAUCCGGCUGCAUUGGCUCAAGCUCAACAAAUUAGUUUGGUUUAUACUACAAGUGGACCACAUGGGAAACAUCAUUCAUUAGGAGGAGGAACAGGAGUAGGUGGAAGUUCACAACCCAAUCAACAAACCACAUCACAACAACAACAACAACAAGCACAACAACAAUCAGUUUCAUUACCUAUACAACAUCCUCAACCUUUACCUGCCCAACAACAUAGGAUCUUAGUUAACAAUACUAAUAACAAUAACAAUGGAUCUUCUCAUCCUAAUAUGGUACCUGUUUAAAGAAAACAUCAAUUUACUUUUUUGUUUUGGAAACCAAUGAGAAAAAAAAUAACUAUAACAAAGAGGAGUUUCUUUUAUUAUUCUGAUUUGAUCAUCUUGGAACAUAUAUCUAUCUAUAUAUAUGUGUGUGUGUGUGAUUUUUCUUUUGUCUGAUUCUGAUUUGUCUGUUGUGUGAUGUGAAGUGAUUUGAGUGAUUAUGUGUGUGUGUGUGUAGAGAGAGAGAUGUGUGUAUAUGACUAGUGUUUAGUCUUUUUUUUGAAAGAUAAAAAAAAAUUAUAACACUUAUUACUUCUUC
Molecule: messenger RNA, 1102 nt
Organism: Melampsora larici-populina 98AG31
Lineage: Eukaryota; Fungi; Basidiomycota; Pucciniomycetes; Pucciniales; Melampsoraceae
Exons: 4
Coding region: 16-807 (263 amino acids)
Biological process (GO): regulation of DNA-templated transcription; nuclear-transcribed mRNA poly(A) tail shortening
Cellular component (GO): P-body; CCR4-NOT core complex
Source: RefSeq, a predicted model, not a curated record